Messenger RNA from Cimex lectularius (bed bug), 632 nucleotides. RefSeq lists its product as uncharacterized. Lineage: Eukaryota; Metazoa; Arthropoda; Insecta; Hemiptera; Cimicidae. Bases 197 to 595 code for a protein of 132 amino acids. The transcript has 4 exons. The record is from RefSeq and is a predicted model, not a curated record.
AUUUUCAUAGAUUUUACCCUAGAUACAUACACUUGACAACCUUUCAAAUCUUUACAAUUUAGUGGAAACCAUUGCCUAACUGCUGCUCCUAAGCCGCUCAAGCAGUUUCAUAAGAAAUGUUGGAAUAAAACUUAAAAAACACAUACUGACUGCUUCUACGUAGUUGAUAUGAGAUUGUUGAGUGUUUUUGAGGAAGAUGAGAAGGAAAGAGUGCGACUCCUGGACAUCGUACGCAUUCGAAAACUUUUCUGAGUCGAGUUUCAUCGGGCCGACAAUAGACGAGACUCUGCUGUACCUCGUCGCUCUGAUACUUCCUAGGUGUUGGCUGAUAAAGAUGGGCCUCGUCCACGAUCCCGAUCUUCAGCACGCCUGCAAAACGGCCCACUGCUCGUCCCGACAGGAAACACACAAAAAUGCAUCGGAAGGGAUCGAUAUAGCUUCAUGGUUGACGCAAGAGUAUUUACUACUGGCGGAAGAAGUCUGCAGAAAGGGUAUGGACGACAGAUUAGAAAGCAGGAGGUUCGUGCUGAACAGUCUGGCCGAACUGAUGGAAAUGAAGCAAAAGUUGGAAAACCAGAAGAAAAAACAAACCUGAAAAGUUGUCUAAAAUAUAUGCAACCUAAUCGAAUAUA